Molecule: messenger RNA, 5312 nt
Organism: Pristis pectinata (smalltooth sawfish)
Lineage: Eukaryota; Metazoa; Chordata; Chondrichthyes; Rhinopristiformes; Pristidae
Product: carcinoembryonic antigen-related cell adhesion molecule 2-like
Exons: 10
Coding region: 346-1602 (418 amino acids)
Source: RefSeq, a predicted model, not a curated record
CCAGCACUUGGGGUAUCUUCAAUAAAAUGGAGAAACUGAAAAAAGGGAUAAAAUGAUAUAAACCGAGUUUAAAAAGUAAAAAGUGCUGAGUCACAUAGCAAGACCUGGAUUGGCUGAAAGACAUGGCCUGAGAAAUGAAACGUUUACUGGUGCAGUGAAUUGUUGGAUCUGAAUUGCAUCAUCUAAUUGGAAGGGGCACAGAUAAUUUGUCAGCAGGGAUCUGAAGGAGAAAUUUUAAAUAUUCAAAAGUUUGGAACAAGUUGCACUUCUGGUAUUUCUGAAAGACACCACCGCUUCGCUGGGUGAACUGCUGUCUCUGCAACGUGAGUUGAUGUUUGGUGUUGGAUGAGUCACCCAAGCACUGACUCGACACAGAAUACAACAGAGGUUUACCGUUCACCCGGCAGCUCAGUGGCUUUUCUUGGAGUGGAUGAGAAUGAAAGGAAGAUUACUGAAGUUUUUCAGUGGAAAAAACUUCAAGAACACCCAGGGAAAGAACCCUCCGUGGAACAAGUUCUCGAGUAUCAUGUGGGAUCCGCAAAACCUUCCUUAAUACAAAAAUACAACGGGCGCAUCGACUUCUCCCCCUACAAUGGAUCACUUGUCUUCAGUCAUCUGACUUAUGCAGAUGAUGGUCUUUAUAGACUUUACAUUAAUCUACAAAGAAAUAUUAUUCAAGAUGUUCGUCUGCAUAUAAUGGAUAAGCUGUCCAAACCUUCGAUAUGGAAUAACGCCAGCUCUCCGGGUUCCACCAUCCAGCUCAUGUGUAACGUGGGAGAUGCUUCGAGCUAUCAGUGGUGGAAAGAUGGAAGGGAGGUCUCCCAUCACCUCCAAGAUGGGAACAGAAGCCUUGUUAUCCCGAGCGCUUCCAGAAGUGACUGUGGAAAUUACACCUGUGUUGCCACCAAUCCUGUCAGCUCUGUACAAGCAAACUACCAGCUAACCAUUCACGGUCUUCUUCCUGUGGAGACUGUCAUUGUGGCGGCAUCGAUUGUUGGGAUAGUAUCUUCUGCAGUGUCAUUUGUUGGAUUGCUGCUACUGUGCUGCUUGCGGAGAGAAUUGAUACAAGCGUCAUUGAAACAGUCCAAACUUCUGUUUUUGCUCCUGUUUAUCUGUAACAAUGUGUCUCUUGUUGCCAUCUCUAUUGCCCUCAUUUUCUGGAUUGUGAUUAAAGGAGCUGCCUCUGUACCUGUGGUUGCUUUGUGCAUUGCACUUAUCCUGCUGGCUUUUAACGUCUGCCUGACCAUCAGCAUUGGGAACUUGGGUUGCAAGUGUAUCAGUCGCUUCUUAGACAGCACAGGUUUGCGAGCUUCGAUUGACUUCUGCGGAAUCAUAAGCUCCUUUGUUGUGAUCGUCUUUUCGAUCGUCAUCCUUGUUGAAGAGAUUCAGCAAAGCAAUGAAGGUUGUUACGUGACAAUUCUAACCUGGAGCAUACUGCCCCCAUUGUUCACCGUUCUUGCUGUAAUCUUCAUUGCAUCUGUAGCAGUGUGGUGGAAAGGAAAUGGAGAUACGAGCUGUGAAUCAAAUGAUCAAGCAGCACAGCAGGAAGUGAUGAUCAGACUUGAAUCUCAGAACCACUCUGAGAAUGAAGGCGACCGCUGAUAUUUUUGAAAAUUGCUUGCAAAAGGACUCUAUCUUCAUUAUUCUGCUGCUGGAAGUAGAGUAGAGCCACUGUAUCAAGGCUUAUCACAAACAGCUUAGACUAGAACAAAGAUGCUUCUGAUGCUGCAUUACUCUUCUGUAUUACUCCAGGAACUUGCAGUUUUCCUAUUCAUUCAAAAUGGAGCCAACUGAAGUGAUGAUAUUUCUUCGCCAUGCUCAGACUGUGAAGCAACGGGACACCUCAGGAAACAGGGGUUCCACUGACUGCGUGCUGUUCAUUAGAAGUUAUUGUCAGUUUAACUCAAGAAUGUGAACAUCAGACCUCGCCUUCAAUUUCACAGCCAUGCCAGUCUGUUUACAUUUACAACAACAAACAACCUGUUGGAGGGACUCAGUGUGCUGAGCUCCCUCUGGAAUUGUCGGUGAUUUGGGCCUUUGUGAAAUUUCCCACAUUAUUUCACAGCACUGCCAUUCACCAGAAGCCAAAUACUUGAAAUCUGAAAUAAAAGUAGAAAAUAAAAGGAGCAGCUAACAGGUCAGGCAGCAUCUGUGGAGGGAGAAACAGUGACCCUGUCACUGGCAUGAUCCUUGAUCUCUGUGCAGAGAAUCAGCUGGAUCUUGUGCUUUUUCUGAUUUUUUUUUUCUGCAGAUUUAUUGCUUCAGAUUCCAGCAUCUGCAUUCUCUUGUGUCUCCCAAAUAUUCACAGCUGGGUAAGCUAACUUCAACUUCCAAAUUCCACAUUGAUGUGCCUGACCACUAAUUGUGUUAUUUGUAGAAUGUCAGCUGUCUUGUCUCAAGGCAUCAUUGUAUUGCCAGCUAGGAACAGCCAACUGAGAUCAACUGGAAUUCCACUGAUGUUAUAUUUUUCACUAUUUUUAUCAAUAAGUUUCAGCUUCACAUGUCUAUCCUGGGCAAUAACAGAAUGGUCUCAUGCUGUAGGUUACCAGUAACCAUCCAGCCAGGACAUUGGGGCAUCUGAUAACCUGGUGGAUGUCAGAGCCUCAUCCAUCAAUGGGAGUUUGCAUUUGGAAAAGGAAGGGAGGGAAAAAGCAGCAUAAAUUAGAGUGAAAUUGGGUACAGAAAAUGGAAUUAAGGGAAGGAAAUGAGGGUUGGAUCUCAAUGGAGAGAGAAAACAGUACACAAAAGCAAACAAAGUUAUAUUUUAAUACGGUUAAAACCACUUCACCAUCCGUAGGAAUGAGACCUGGCAUUCAACUUGUUCCCUUUCUGGGCUAGAGAUGUUGACUGAGAUCACACAAAUCUUUAUCAUUAUUACUUGCAUUGUUGAGGGACAGCCCCAAGUCUAAUCAAUAAGUUCAGUCAACACAAGUAGAACAAUUUCUUGAGCUUGAGGGCACUUUUGUGCUUUCAAAAACUUGGACUGUUGAAACUGCCCUGCGUUGCAUAGAAGCUGCCAAUACAUUCAUAACACUGAAUUCCGUUAAGUUUAUCACCUUUUUUUUGGCAGAAAAUUCUGAGCCAAUUAACUGUUCCCACAUCAAAACUGGCAUUGUGAAGCAUCCCAUGUUGCUUCACAUCACCGCCAUCGACCAGAAGUAAAGGAUUUGAAAUCUAGAACAAAAGCAGAAAAUGGUUAAAAACUCCCAAUGGGUCAGGUGGCGUCUGUGGAGGGUGAAACAGUGAUCACAUCAAUGGCAUGAGCUGUGAGUUCUCUGUGCAGGGAAUCUGCCUGACCUUGUAUGUUUUCCAACUUGUUCUGAUCCGAUCAGAAUUACACCUGAGCUACAAUGGCUUGGAUUGCACUGAUGGUGAGCUGGCUGUUGUGUAGUGAAUCACUGUCUGUUUGGUGCUUCUGUUAGAUCUCCACACUUGCCAACUACAUUGACCCCUUGGACCAUUCCAGGACAUCUUCUCCCCCCUCUCUCUCCCCACCCCCCCCCCCCCCCCCCCAAACUAAAUCCAGGAGUGGUUCCCAUUGGGUUCCUCAGCUCCUAUACCAACAGAUUUAGUGGCCAGUGUAGAUUGUUUCUGUUGUGUGGGUGAGUGGUAGAGUCUGUGCAGAGAUGAAGGGAAUGUGUGGGAAGAGAAAAGAAAAUGGAAUUAGAGUAAGUCAGUUGAUGGUCAGGGCAGACCCGAUAGGCAGGGGCCUGUUCCCGUGCUGUAUCGCUCUGUGACUCCAGGCAAAGGUGAGCUUAAUGCGAGCACCAAGUGUGGCUGCAUUGCUGAGGUUCUACCUGUCCGCAUUGUUGUGACGGAUGGGCCUAGCCUUGUCACCAGGCAGUAUUCCACUCAGUUGGACCUUAACGCACUACCUGCCCCUCAUUAAAACAAAAGUCCCCACAGAGAAACACCCGCGGGAGAGGGAUACAGCCGAUUCUGUGGGAUGGUUUCUCGAUCUGACAAUCAAAGCCCUUUUGGCAGAAAACCUCGUCACCCAAACUCACCAACAAACACCGAGACCUCACUUGACCGGCAGUGGGGUAUCCGUCCCUCUCAGAUCCUUCCUGCACAGUCGGACCCUCACUCCCGGAGCGUGCUGCUCUCAGAAUGGCAUGCCGUUGGGCUGUGGGAGGAAACCAGGAGCACCCGAGGCAAACACACGUGGCCACAGGGAGGACGUGCAAACUCCACUUACACAGGCAGCACCGGAGGUCGGGAUCGAACCCGGGUCUCUGGGGCUGUGAGGCAGUGGCUGUACCUGCUGCACCACUGGGCUGCCUAAUUUUAACAUAUUUUAACUUUGUAAAUCUCUUUUCCUGCAACACAUCUGGAGGCCAUUCGGCCUAUUGCAUUAAUGCUGCCUCUUAGAGCAAUCCCCUCAGUCCCAUUAACACUGCCCCCCCCCCGUGUUCCCCUGUGAACUAUUCUCUCUCAUGUGCCCAUUAAUUUCCCGCCCCCACCCAAUUCUUUGGCCAGGGGUCAUUCACAGCAAGUCUUUGGGAUGUGGAAGGAGACAUGCAAACUCCACACAGACAGUGCCAGAGGUCAGAAUUGAAGCCAACUCCCUGGAGUUGUCAGGCUGAAGUACUAACAGCUGCAUUGCUGUGCAUCCCUCGAGGGCAUGUGCGUGUGCAGCCACUCCCACCAGAUGGAAGACCCUCCAGUGACUGAAGCAGGAUUCGAACCCUUCACCUGCUGACACUGAGUCAGGAAAGCUAACAGCUCCCUCCCCACACUGUAGAUUAAUUGAACCCAAUUCCCCCACCUCCCUUGUGGUAGAAUUUGAACCCCUGUUUCUGAAUUUAAUGGACCAAGUGUUCUACUUAUUAGUCUAAUUCCUCUACUGUUCUUCCACCAAACCAGCUGGUGAUGAGGGAUGGUGGUGAAUUUAACAACAAAAGUUCUCAGAAUGUUAUUUAAGGGAAUGACACUAAGGUACAUCACACUGACCUGGCCAGUUGGGACAAGUGAGGAGAUCUACCACCGUGAUCCUGGUUUUGGGAAGCUGGUUCAGAGAAGUCAGGGAAGAGAGUGUCAAGUCUAUGAAUGUAGAUAUGUAAUGAAGACCCAUUCUUGAAAUAAGCUGUAGUCGUAAGGUACUGAAAAGCAUACAACUUGCAGUGUAUUCAGGGAGAGAAGAUAUUUUCUGGAUAAGUUUAUGGAUAAAAUUGAACAUUUUCAAAAUAUCUGUGUAUUCCCCUACCUCAAGCUAUUGUAUGAAUACUGUUGUCACUUUGGAUUGUUUCCUUAUGAAGGAUGUGAAAAUUUUUAUAAGCUUUAUUUUGAGGAAAUAAUAAACAGAAAAUCUA